AUGAACAACUUCCAGGGAAGAGUGACCUUGGAGGAUGUCACCAUGGCGUUUACCCAGGAGGAGUGGCAGCAGCUGAGCUCCGAACAGAAGAACCUCUACAAGGACGUGACCUUGGAGAACUACAGAAACCUGGUCUCUGUGGACAUAAAAAGCUGUGUAAAAAGUAAUUCUUACAACAUAUACAGAAGAGGAAUUGGUGGUAGUCCAUCCAAACUUAUAGAAAAACAACUUUUAUGUAAUUCCCGCCAGAAGUUAUUCAGUUCAAAAUCAUGCCUUCAGAUUCCCCUAAGGAUAGAACCAGUUGAGAAAUCCUUUGGACAGAAUAAACUUGGGCAAGCAUCCAAGGAGACACACAGGCUCAAGAAACAUCAGCAAACUGUUACAGGAGAACAAUACUAUACAUGUGGUGAAUGUGGAAAAGUCUACAAGCAAAAGCCGAAUCUCAUUCAGCAUCAGAGGACCCAUACUGAAGAGAAACCGUAUGAAUGUAAAACAUGUGGAAAAGCCUUUUCCUGGAAAUCAUCCUGCAGCAAUCAUAAGAAAAUCCAUAAUGUAGAGAAAGCUUAUGAAUGUGAAAAAUGUGGAAAGUCAUUUAAACAGCAUUCAACCCUCAUUCAACAUAAAAAAAUUCACUCUGGACAAAAACCCUAUGGCUGUAAUGACUGUGCAAAAGCUUUCAUUUACAAGUCAGAUCUUGUGAAACACCAGAGAACACACACAGGAGAGAAACCUUAUAAAUGUAGCAUAUGUGAAAAGGCCUUUGCCCAGAAACCAAAUGCCACAGAUCAUGAGAAAAUCCAUGCUAGGGAGAGAGCUUUUGUGUGUGACCUAUGUGGCAAUACCUUUAUUCAGAAGAAAAAUCUCAUUCAACAUAAAAUAAUCCACACUGGAAAAAAAUCCUAUGAAUGUAAUAGAUGUGGGAAGGCUUUCUUCCAGAAGUCAAACCUUCACAGCCAUCAGAAAAUUCAUAGUGGAGAGAGGGCCUAUGAAUGUAAGGAAUGUGGAAAAUUCUUUGGUGGAAAGCUUAGCCUUAGUUUGCAUAAGAAAACUCAUUCGGGACAAAAACCUUAAUGUUCUGAGUGUGGGAAAGCCUUCAUUGACAAGUCAGACCUUAUUAGACACCAGAGAAGAAUUCACAACAGAGAGGAAGGCCGUGCACAGGAAAAAUAUGGGGAUGCUUUCCAUUAA
Sus scrofa (pig) is the source of this 1188-nucleotide messenger RNA. It is a transcript of the gene ZIM3, whose product is annotated as zinc finger imprinted 3. Lineage: Eukaryota; Metazoa; Chordata; Mammalia; Artiodactyla; Suidae. Gene Ontology annotation, cellular component: nucleoplasm. Gene Ontology annotation, biological process: regulation of cytokine production; regulation of immune system process; negative regulation of transcription by RNA polymerase II. Gene Ontology annotation, molecular function: DNA-binding transcription repressor activity, RNA polymerase II-specific; RNA polymerase II cis-regulatory region sequence-specific DNA binding. The record is from RefSeq and is a predicted model, not a curated record.